UUAAGCGACAUUUAAAGUUUGUCGGUGUCCGCUGGUCGGGGGAAGGUUUUUAAUGUAACACAAGGAUAGAGUUGAAGGGGAACAUGGCAGCUGGCAUCAGUGCUAAACCUGGAUUAUUAAGCAGUAAAACCGCGCUGAUAUACGGUCUGUACAGAAAGAUAUCCCCACAUAGUGUUUGCAUCCAACGGGCGGCUGAACUUCAGAGUGUGAGAGCUUCAGCGAACGCGACAGUCGACUCACAGCUCAGUGAGAAGUACUGUCUGGACCUGGUCCGGUCCAGAGACUAUGAAGGCUUCAUGUCCUCGCUCCUCCUCCCUUUGGAGGCCCGGCGCUCCUCUCUGGCUCUAAGAGCCUUUAAUGUGGAGCUGGCACAGGUGAAGGACUCGGUUUCCCAGAAAACCAUUGGGUUGAUGCGAAUGGAGUUCUGGAAGACAGCCAUAGAAGAAAUCUACAGAGAUAAACCUCCAAACCAGCCAGUCAGUGUGGAGCUGUGGAGGGCAGUGAAGACGCAUAACCUGACCAAAAGAUGGCUGCACAGGAUCAUCACAGAGAGAGAAAAAGAUCUGGAUGACCGAGCCUACAGGAACCUUCAGGAACUGGAGGCGUAUUCAGAGAACACACAGUCGUCCUUAGUGUACCUGCUGCUGGAGUGUUUAGGUGUGAAAAACGUCCACGCCGACCACGCAGCGAGUCACAUCGGCAAAGCUCAGGGAAUCGUAACGUGUCUGAGAGCUACUCCCUACAACUGCAGCCGGCGGAAAGUCUACCUGCCCAUGGACAUCUGCAUGCUGCAUGGAGCUUCUCAGGAGGACUUCAUCCGUGGCAGGCGGGAGCAGAACAUCCGGGACGUGGUGUACGACGUCGCCAGCCAGGCUCAUGUGCACCUGCAACACGCCCGAUCAUUUAGCGACAAUGUUCCAGCAGCUGCCGCUCCGGCUUUCCUUCAAACAGUGGUGUUGGAGGACUACCUGCAAAGAGUGCGGAGGGCAGAUUUCGACGUUUUCCACAAAAGCCUGCAGAACAGAAACCCUCUCCUCCCCAUCCAGCUGUACUUACGCUCCUGGAAGAAGACCUACUGACUCCAGUUCUCCUCCUGAACCGGUCGUCCUCAGCUCGCAGCCUCCGAGAGACUAAACCCCAGAGACUUCACCUCCCUGUGUGGAUUUCUGCCAGUAGACUACCCUUGAGCAGGCUUCCAGAUUCAGUUUGAACCUCAGUCCUGCCACUAAAGUCUGCUUUUAGAGCAAAAGCACUAGACACAGCAGCCUGUUGUUCUUCAACCACCUGUAGGAUCAUCACUGGUUGAGCCAGAGGAGUUCACUGGAGAUGUGGGUCACUGGACAGUAUUUAACGUGUUAUUUGAAAAUGUACCAAAAAAAACCUGUCAUUCUUCACCAUAUGUCUUCUAAAUUAUAUUCCUUUUUAAAUGCA
Stegastes partitus (bicolor damselfish) is the source of this 1431-nucleotide messenger RNA. It is a transcript of the gene ndufaf6, whose product is annotated as NADH:ubiquinone oxidoreductase complex assembly factor 6. The record is from RefSeq and is a predicted model, not a curated record. NCBI's taxonomy places the organism in Eukaryota, Metazoa, Chordata, Actinopteri, Pomacentridae. Gene Ontology annotation, cellular component: mitochondrion. The transcript is spliced from 9 exons. Gene Ontology annotation, biological process: mitochondrial respiratory chain complex I assembly; biosynthetic process. The coding region runs from base 84 to 1079 and encodes 331 amino acids.